UUUAUACGCACCUUCUAUCAACAGUACUUAAUCACAUCCUUGUUUGCAAAUGGCCAUGGGAUCAUGGCCAGAUCCAUUGCCAGAAUUUUUGAUGACCUUGUUUUUAUGAAAAAAAUGCACGACUCUAAGUUUGACUUAAUAAUAACGGACCCUGUUCUGCCUAUAGGUGUUGUUUUGGGUAGUUACCUUAAGCUGCCAAUGGUUUUCAAUGUGCGUUGGGUUAAUACUGGAGAGGGCCAUUUGACCAUAGCUCCCUCUCCAGUCUCCUAUGUUCCUGUGUCAGGAAGUGAACUUCACGAUCAGAUGGAUUUUGUGAAAAGAACCAAGAAUAUGUUACAUUCUAUCUAUAGUUUCGUUGAACAGCACGUUUUCAUUAACUCCGCCUACUCAAGUCUGUUCCAGCGCUAUUUCCCUCCUGGAACUGACUUGCUGUCUUUGGAGCUUGCCGCUGAUAUCUGGCUGGUGAGGACCAAUUUUGUCUUUGAGUUCCCUCGGCCCACCAUGCCCAACGUGGUCUACAUAGGGGGGUUCCAGUGCACAAAGGCUGGUCCUCUUCCUGUUGAGCUGGAGGCCUUCAUGCAGAGCUCUGGAGAGCAUGGGGUUGUGGUCAUGUCUUUGGGGUCGCUGGUGUCAGCGCUGCCUCGUGAGACUACAGAGGCUAUUGCUGCUGCUUUUGCUCAGCUAACUCAAAAGGUGGUGUGGAGGUUUGUGGGUGAAAAGCCUUCCUCCUUGGGGAACAACACCCUUCUGGUUAAAUGGCUUCCUCAGAAUGACCUCUUGGGACACCCCAAGACUCGUGCCUUUGUAGCCCAUGGAGGCACCAACGGCAUAUAUGAGGCCAUUUACCAUGGCGUUCCCGUUCUUGGCCUGCCACUCCUCUUUGACCAGUUUGACAACCUACUUCGGCUAAAGGUACGUGGGGCAGCUCGGGUAAUGGAGGCCGGAUCACUCACUAAAGAAGACUUCCUGGAGGCUCUAAAGGACAUCCUGGACUCCCUGUACCGUAACAACAUACAGCGUCUCUCACAGUUACACCACGAUCAGCCAAUGUCUCCUAUGGACACCGCCAUCUUUUGGAUUGAAUACGUCAUCCGGAACAAGGAGCAGCCAUUUGCAUCUUAG
Molecule: messenger RNA, 1122 nt
Organism: Etheostoma spectabile (orangethroat darter)
Lineage: Eukaryota; Metazoa; Chordata; Actinopteri; Perciformes; Percidae
Product: UDP-glucuronosyltransferase 2B4-like
Molecular function (GO): UDP-glycosyltransferase activity
Source: RefSeq, a predicted model, not a curated record